AUGACAGAGGUGAUGAACACACGGGAGCCGGUGAUGGAGGAAUUUGCGCUCAGCCAGACUCCUGAGGAAGAAGGAGGCCCUUCAAGCCAGGCCUUCCCAGACUCACGUGAGAAGUACCCCAAGCUGUCCAAAAGACUGCCAUCGAUCGUGGUGGAGCCGACCGAGUCCGGGGAGGUGGAGAGCGGGGAGCUGCGCUGGCCUCCUGAUGACCUGAAAUCAGCAGAGGACAAAGGUCUUCAUGGUGACCAAAGAGUCUGUGUCCAGCAGCAGCAGCAGCAGCAGCAGAUGGAUCUGGAAG
This is a messenger RNA of Merops nubicus (carmine bee-eater), 298 nucleotides long. RefSeq names its product protein LBH-like. The record is from RefSeq and is a predicted model, not a curated record. The annotation marks the transcript as partial. NCBI's taxonomy places the organism in Eukaryota, Metazoa, Chordata, Aves, Coraciiformes, Meropidae. The transcript is spliced from 2 exons.